GUCUCCAUCACCAGCCAUUCAGGCGCAGAAAGAGAGAGGGAGGAAGAGGAGGAGGAGGAGGAGAAGGGGCGAGGGGCGGGGGAGGGAAUCUGAUCACCCGGCUGGCAAUGGCCUGAGCCGAUCCCUUAGGAGAUCCAGCGCUCCUGCCCUGCCUGCCCGACCAGCCCUGCCUCCUCGCCACCCUGCUCCCAUUUCGCCUGCACAAUGCCAGCUGUACGGCGUAGCCCCUUCCUACACUAGGGGGGCUCUGCUGGGGAUGUGAGCCGGCGGGCAGGGAGAGCCAUUGUGGGGAAGAGGAGCCAGCCAGAGGAGGCCGAGCGAGGCUAUGAGGUGUGGGCGACCGGAGAAGGCUCCUCGCUGAACCAUGAUGAAGACGGAGCCCCACGCCGCCAGCCCCGGCAACAGCAGCAGCGGCAGCCUGAGAAGCGCCUCUCCCCACAGGAACGCCUACGAAGCGGGGAUCCAGGCCCUCCGAGCCACAAAGGAUGCCCUUGGGGCCGCCGAGAGCGAAGAAGCCAAGAAGGCCAGGAACAAGAAGUAUGGCUCCAACGUGCACCGGAUCAAGAACAUGUUCCUGCAGAUGGGGACCGCCCCGCCGGGCGAGGGCACCUGCGACCUGGCCAAGGUGAAGGAGAAGCCCGUCCGGCUUUCCUUGCCCAGGGCCAGCAGCCUGAACGAGAACGUGGACCACAGCGCCCUGCUGAAGCUGGGCACCAGCGUGUCGGAGAGGGUGAGCCGCUUCGACUCCAAGCCCGACAAGCCGGUCUCCAAGCUCCAGGAGACCCGGAAGAUCUUCGAGCGGAGCCUUCAGGAGAAGGAGACCACCAACAAGCUCUUGCUGAGGAAGGAGAGGGCCGGCUUCCAGGACAGGAAGCUGGAUGUGGUGGUGAGGUUCAACGGCAGCACGGAGUCCCUGGACAAGCUGGACACGGAGGCCGUGUCGCCCACCGUCAGCCAGCUCAGCGCCGUCUUCGAGAAGGCCGACCUGAGGAACAACCUGCACAAAACCCCCAGCAAAGUUGGGCCCCUCAACUCCAAGAUCGUCAGCAAGAGGUCCCGGGUCUUCCUCCAGGGUCCGGAAGGGGGCAAGGCGGAAGCCAGGGGCGGCGACGGGCCGGCUCCCCAACUGAGAGGCGACAAGGCCCAACCCAAACCGGUCGCGCCCAGGCCGGGCGAGAAGGACGCCAUGGGCCCACGGGCCCAGAGCGUCCAGGAGGUGCGGAAGAUCAAGCCGGUGGAGGUGGAGGAGAGCGGGGAUUCGGAGCAGGAGUUCGAGGCCGCCGAGCAGGCGGAGGAGAGGGCGGCUGAGCAGGACAAGAGCAAGAGUUUGGCGUCUGGGCCCGAGAGGGCCGAGAUGAUCCAGGCCGAGGUGACGGUGCACGCGGCCUUGGAGAACGGCGGCCUGGCUGCGGAGAAACACGGGCAGGCCCCAGAAGUGGACGCCUACCCCGAGGAGGAGGGCAAGGCCGAGGGGCAGGAGGAGGCCGACCUGGGCGAUGAGUCCAAGAAGGAGGACUUCUCGGAGGCCGACCUGGUGGACAUCAGUGCAUACAGUGGGCUGGGGGAGGACUCGGGGGGGAGCGGGCUGGACGAGGACGAGGAGGCCGACGGGCUGUACGAGCCCGAGUCGAGCUGCGUGGAGAUCCCCGGGCUGUCGGAGGAGGAGGAGCUGGCGUCCAACCGCAAGAUCCAGUUCAGCACGGCUCCCAUCCAGGUGUUCAGCACCUAUUCCAACGAGGACUACGACCGCCGGAACGAGGAUGUGGACCCCAUGGCUGCCUCGGCCGAGUACGAGCUGGAGAAGCGGGUGGAGAGGCUAGACCUCUUCCCGGUGGAGCUGGAGAAAGACUCCGAGGGGCUGGGCAUCAGUAUUAUCGGGAUGGGCGCUGGAGCGGACAUGGGCCUGGAGAAGCUCGGCAUCUUUGUCAAGACGGUGACGGACGGGGGAGCGGCUCACCGGGACGGCAGGAUCCAGGUGAAUGACCUCAUCGUGGAGGUGGACGGUACCAGCCUGGUGGGUGUGACCCAGAGCUUCGCGGCCUCCGUGCUGAGGAACACCAAGGGUAGAGUCCGGUUCCUGAUCGGGCGGGAAAAGCCGGGCGAGCAAAGCGAGGUAGCUCAGCUGAUCCAGCAGACGCUGGAGCAGGAGCGGUGGCAGCGGGAGAUGAUGGAGCAGAGAUACACCCAGUACACGGAAGAGGAUGAAGAAACGGGCGAAUAUGCCACGGACGAGGACGAGGAGAUGAGCCCCAUGUUCCCCGGCAGCGAGAUGGCCAUCGAGGUCUUCGAACUGGCUGAGAACGAGGACAUGCUGUCCCCUGUCGAGAUGGACCCCGAGAAGCUGGUGCACAAGUUUAAGGAGCUCCAGAUCAAACACGCCGUCACCGAGGCUGAAAUCCAGCAGCUGAAGAGGAAGCUGCAGUCCAUUGAGCAGGAGAAGGCUCGCUGGCGAGCCGAGAAGGCCCAGCUGGAGCAGAGCGUGGAGGAAAACAAGGAGAGGAUGGAGAAGCUGGAGGGUUAUUGGAUGGAGGCCCAGAACCUGUGCCAGGCAGUGGAUGAGCACCUGAAAGAGACUCAAGCCCAGUACCAGACCCUGGAGCGGAAAUACAGCAAGGCCAAGCGGCUCAUCAAGGAGUAUCAGCAGAAGGAGAUCGAGUUCCUCAAGAAGGAGACGACCCAGAGGCGUGUGCUGGAGGAGUCGGAGCUGGCCCACAAGGAGGAAAUCGACAAGCUCCAGGAGAAGAUCUCCGAACUGGAGGGGAAGCUGCAGACCUUGAAAAAUUCAAACCCGACUUAAAACAAACACAAGCAAUCGUUGGUUGGGGAGGAGGGACACUUUCUCCUUAACCCCCCCCCCACGCCUCCGUUUUGCCCCUGCUCCUCCCCCGCCCUCCCACCCCUUGCUGCCUUCAUAGAGGGGUGAGAAAGAGACACAAAAUCGAACCCACUAUGAAAGGAAUAAUAAUGAUCCCUCCUUCCCCCGGCCUUCCUUUGGGGGGAGAGAGAGGAGGGGGGAGGAGGGCUGGGGCUGAGGGAGGGCUCUGGGAUUGGCUGGCUGGGUCCCAGCUGGCCUGGAGGGGGCAGUAUGGGGAAUGUCUCUGGGACAGGGGACCCCUCGUCAAUUUCUGUUCCUCAUGUGAGUCUCGUGUUAACUUGAUGGAUGCAUUUUUUGGCGGGGGGAUUUGUUCUGCCUGUGUAUCCCCCCCGCCCCCAACACCCCCCCUCCACCCCUCCCCACUGAGGAGCCUUUCCAGCCAACCUCCCGGCUUGGGAUCAGCGACAGCUCACCCGCCAACCGCGCCGCGUCCCCCCGAGGCCUCUGGGGAAGGGCUGUGUGGGCAGCACCCCCUGUGCAGAGUGGGGCCGGCCCGAAGCUCACCCCUUGGCGGAAGGACUUUCUUGGGGAGGCCAGAUGUCUUUGUUGGCCCAUCCUCGGGGCAAUCCAUUGUGCUCUGUGUGUCGUGCGCUGAUGGGAAGCGUGUCUGUGUUUGAGAUCUCGACCCAGUGCCGGGCAGUAUCUGGGACCCUGGAAGGCAGACAAGCUGCUGGCGCUGGGACAGGAGGCCCUGGGCAGCGCUGGCAGGGACAGGUUAUGCCUGUGGGUGACGCUUCCCCACCCACCCCGGAUAACUUCAGGGACCAGUGCCUUGGCCUCUCCUGUGAGUCUGUCCCGGAGGAAAUGACAGCGAGCUUCCGGCUGAGCUAACAUCUCCCCAGACACCGUGGGGCAGGGGGGCGAUCCUGGAGCAGAGACACCCCCACCCCUGGGGCGCAGCCUGCAGGGGGGAAAGACCUUGGGCAUCUGCCUCUUCCCCCACAGCUGGAUGGAUACGGGCUGUGGGGUGGGACUUGCUCCUUCCCGGGCCCAACGCCGGCGCUCGAUGGGAGGAAAACCACGACGGGAAGUGGCCCCGGCCGAGACUCCUCCGCACUUGGCUCCGCAGAGGCACCAGGGACUGCGGGCUGCAGCUGGCUUCGAGCUGCAUGAGGCGCCGGUGGGAGGGGGCCUGGGGUGUUCACACAAGAUUCUUUGCUCUGGAGGGGAGGGGGAGCAAACGAUCCAGACGCAGGCCGUGGGCAGCAGAGCACUGCCCCGAGGUGACUAAUUGGGGUUGGACUUGGACUGGCGUCAAGCAGUGCACGUGGGAAUUGGCACACUCACAGCACGCACAGGCCUGGCACUGGUGCGCUCACACCCAGGCAUGGGAUGGAGGCACUGGUGCGCUCACACCCGUGCGUGGGAUGGGGGCACUGGAGCUUACACCCGUGCGUGGGAUGGGGGCACUGGCACGCUCACACCCAUGGAUGGGUUGGGGGCACUAGUGCGCUCACACCCGUGCGUGGGAUGGGGGCACUGGUGCGCUCAUACCCGUGUGUGGGAUGGGGGCACUGGCGCUCACACCCGUGCGCGGGAUGGGGGCACUGGCGCUCACACCCGUGCACGGGAUGGGGGCACUGGCGCUCACACCCAUGCACGGGAUGGGGGCACUGGUGUGCUCACACCCAUGCACGGGAUGGGGGCACUGGCGCGCUCACACCCAUGCACGGGAUGGGGGCACUGGCGCGCUCACAC
Messenger RNA from Chrysemys picta bellii (western painted turtle), 4573 nucleotides. The record is from RefSeq and is a predicted model, not a curated record. NCBI's taxonomy places the organism in Eukaryota, Metazoa, Chordata, Testudines, Emydidae.